GUCCAAGUGCUGAAAACAGAAGUGAACAGCACCGCUACUGAGGAGAUGUCAUACACCCUUACUGCUGUCUGAGCUUUAUUGCCAAAGGUAAUAAUUUGCCUAUAAUGCUGCAUUUCCACCACAAGUUGCCCGCGGGGGGAGCCGUGGUCCUGCUCGCCUUCCUCCUUCAUGGAUGCGCCGUGCAGGCUGCGUCUCUCUCCCGUCACUACAGGCUCCGAGGCGGGGAGAGCGAUGGGCAGCCCGCUGCGUAUCCACCCAGCUCCGACAUGAUCAAAGCCCUGGAGUACAUUGAAAACCUGAAACAGCAGCGAAACGGGGGCCAACCUGAACCCGUGGAUUACGACGAAGUGGAGAAGUUCAGGGUCCUACUUCAGCUCGCCUCGCAGCAGGACGAGGGUCCCGGGGACCAUCAGCCUUCCCCAGGCAUGCAGAGGCAGGACAUUACCGCUGAGCAGUUGAUGAAAGCACUGCUCAGGUCUCUCCAGGAUCAGACCGGGAAAGACACAAAGCUUAGCCCCGCACCGCCGCCAAGAAACGACCGCCGCGCGCACAGGCACCGCACCAAAGAUACUGAAAUGCCCGAGAGCGCACCGGUAGAUUACGGCAAUUUCCCCAGACCCCACAAGAAGUACCCGCUGAUGUUUGAGGACGAGGAAAAUACCGACGCUUCCAAGCGGGCUACCGAGGACCUGGAUGAGCAGUACACACCCCAGAGCCUCGCCAAUUUACGGUCCAUCUUCGAUGAGCUCGGUAGAAUGCCCACAAUCUCUGGCCAGAAGAGAGACGGGGAUGACGGGGAAGAAGAAGAGGAUAGGCUCAGCCUGAGAAACCAGGCCUAUGAGGAUGUGGCCGGAGGCGAGGAGUGGGUCCCAGUGGAGGAGAGGGAAGAGGCGGAGGAGAUGGUCAAUGGGAGCCACGAAGAAAUGGACAGGGCGCUUGGUGAACAGGAGGAAUCAGAGAGGGAGCAGAUGCAACGCCGGGCCAACCAGAACCAAGAAGAGGCUGACGAUGACACUAAGCUGAUAGAUUAUUACCUGUUGAAGGUCCUGGAGAUGAGCGACCAGACACAGAAGAGGGAUAAGACCGGUGACCAGAAAAAGAGACUGAUCCGUCCCUCAAUCGUGGAUCCUCGGACAGUGAAGGAAUUGCUGGAGCUCUCCCUGAAACUGCACGUCCCUCCGCAAGAUCUUAUCGAUAUGCUGCUCACCGAGGAGCUCAGAAAGCUCCACCGCGAUCCCCAAGCCGCAGCUCGCUACACCAAUGCCGGCCAAACCCCCAAGAUAAGGUACUUCAGCCGCAGACUGCCGCUGAAAAGCAAGACUGCCCCUGAUGAUAUGGACAGAGAAGACUUUUUAGACAUCAUCGGGGUAGAGACAAUCAGUAACGAGUAUCCCGUGGUACAGAGACCCAUGAAGACCCCUCAGCCCUCAGACAGAAUCCCAGUGGCGUCCAACCCUGCAGCAAAUUCAGGUCCCGUUAAAAUCCCGCCUCCCUCCGGACGCAGGGAGAAUCUGUUUCUCUCCGAGCUCAACAAAAUGCCCCUAAAGCGUGAGGCCGACGGUGCUGACGAUGACGAUGAUGGUGGUGACGUGGAAGACGAGGUGACAACAUACCUGGCUGCCAAAAUCCUCACAGAGUACCCCAACACCAUCACCAAACGGGACACCCAGGCGCAGCUGAAGGGGCAGUUCCCCUACGAGCUGUACGAGCGCGCUAUGGACUACUUGGGGCAAGCGGACAGUGAGAAAAGGCCACUGGCCAAGAGGGAAACCGAGACAGCCAUAGAGGAGAACGUAAAGCCUACAGAGAUGCAGGGGAAAGAGAAGAUAACGGCCAAAACCUCGGCCCCUCAAACCGUAAAUGAAGAGGAGGAGCACCGUGAAAAAACAGUGGCCGGGAUGUAGCCAGAUGCCCUGCCAGACGCACGAAAUUAUGAAUUUAGUAUAUAUACUGUCUGAAAAAUAAAGUUUGGUGGACGUGAUCUAGUUUACAAAUUUCUAUUAUAUGAACUAUAGCCGGUAUUACUAAUAUCUCCCUAACGAAAAUGAACUAUAGCACUCUUAAAAUUCAAAUAUUGUAAAAAAAAAAAAAAAAGUCCCUACUUGCUGCAAGAACAUUAUAUUAA
Archocentrus centrarchus (flier cichlid) is the source of this 2125-nucleotide messenger RNA. It is a transcript of the gene scg2b, whose product is annotated as secretogranin II b. Gene Ontology annotation, cellular component: secretory granule. The record is from RefSeq and is a predicted model, not a curated record. The transcript is spliced from 2 exons. Bases 105 to 1904 code for a protein of 599 amino acids. Lineage: Eukaryota; Metazoa; Chordata; Actinopteri; Cichliformes; Cichlidae.